Molecule: messenger RNA, 1490 nt
Organism: Boleophthalmus pectinirostris (great blue-spotted mudskipper)
Lineage: Eukaryota; Metazoa; Chordata; Actinopteri; Gobiiformes; Gobiidae
Exons: 7
Coding region: 88-1017 (309 amino acids)
Source: RefSeq, a predicted model, not a curated record
UUACAUAGGCGGAGCUUAACUAGGAAGACAUCUACUUUUGUUUCUUUUGUCCAUGGUUUUGUUUGCCAGCGAAAUAGCUCUGCCAGUAUGUUUCACGAACAUAUGCGAGCCCGUUUGAGUAACAAAGAGUACUUAAACUGGAUAAAAGCGGGACAGUGUCUGUGUAUUCUAGCUCGGGGUCUGCAGCCGUUCAUAGACUGUGAGAUGAGACACUUCCACGCGGACCUACUCAAUCAUAACACACUACUUCGGAGACCCUGCGAGAGUUUCUGUAGACCCAGCGGGAAUAAGCUUUUAGAAGCAUGUAGGUUUUGUUCAGAGUGGCAGACGACCAUCCUGGCACACCACAGACAGCCCCAAAACACUGUCAAUUGGGACAACUGUUCACCUGUGUCCUGGAGAACCGACCACUGGGAGGUCGCUAAGGCUUUCAUGCCACGGGGUCAGGGAAAGGUCAGAGGAGCUGAUCAGUUUGAUGCUUCAGCGUUGCUCAAUCUCAUCAACUCAUGUGACUGGUUUCACUCUGUGGCUCCUAAACCAGUGAGAGAGAUCAAUGUUGCAGUUUGGAAUGAACAAAAUGUGAUCCGGUAUAGGAAUGAGCUAAUGCACUCAUCAGACUUCCUUGUGAGUGAUACUUGGAUAAAACACUACGAUUCAGCAUUGAGAAACUUUAUACUUCUGUUCAGAAAUGUGGUUCCCAUGAGAAGAGCAGAACAACAGAUAAAACAGAUGCUCCAAGCUGAUUUGUCUAUUCAUGUACAUGGCUUGGACCAAACAGAUUCGGAUGAUAUAGUCACAGAUUUUGUUCAUGAGAUCAAUGCAGACUCAAUUGUCCAAUGGGAAGCUGAACUGCUCCAACAACGACUGCAGGAGGUGCUGGAAGAAACAGAUCAGACCAGCGCUUUGAGUGCAGAAGAACUGAAAAUCCUUGAAAGUUUCUUUGAGGCAAACAAGGAUUUGGGUGUGCGCUUCUCUUCACAGCUACAAAACAUGAACUUGUUGAGAAAAAGUCCAUAAAAAAAAAAAAAAAAACUUCAAGCGGAUCACAUAAAAGACCAUAACCUGUUUCUCAGCAUAUAGGGCAGAGCAUCCAUUGCGUGAUAGAGCCAAAAAUAAGUUACAAUAAAUUGUCUUUUUUAAUCAAAGAAUAAGAAUAACUAGAAUAACAAAGGGACUGGCACAUGUUUAAUAUGUAUCUGCUGAACUUCUUGUCUUCUUCACUCUUUAUUGGUGAACAGUAUUGCCUUAAUCAUCAUGCAGAUACAUAUAUAUAAUAUACAUACAUACAUACAUAUAAUAUGUAUGUUUUCCUUCACUGACUGUUUUAAUAUGAAAUGAAUGCUUUUUGGUUAAUGUCCUCUGUGACCCUUCAGCCUCAGCUGGACUUCUCUUUAUGAAAUGUUUUUGAGUCUGUUUUAUUUAUAAUUUAUUUGAUCAUUAAUUUGUUGAAAUUCAUCCAGCAUUUUCAUAUAUAAAUGUAUUUAAAUUAA